Triplophysa dalaica is the source of this 1097-nucleotide messenger RNA. It is a transcript of the gene c1qb, whose product is annotated as complement component 1, q subcomponent, B chain. The transcript is spliced from 3 exons. NCBI's taxonomy places the organism in Eukaryota, Metazoa, Chordata, Actinopteri, Cypriniformes, Nemacheilidae. Bases 113 to 823 code for a protein of 236 amino acids. Gene Ontology annotation, molecular function: protein binding. The record is from RefSeq and is a predicted model, not a curated record.
GUAACUUCCCUUUAUUUUGCAACAUUUUUCACUUCUGAAUUUGAGAAUAAGCACCCUUCAUACAGGCGAGUGAAAACAUUCAGUUUAAGACAUUCAACGAUUUCCUUACAAGAUGGGGUUUAUCCUCAUGUCGACACUGCAGUUCACUGUUUUGCUUUUGCUGGUGGCUCUUUCUGAGUCGAAAACAUGUGAUGGUGUGAGGGGUUAUCCUGGAAGACCUGGUAUUCCAGGAGCCCAUGGUGCCGAUGGAAGGGACGGGCCAAAAGGGGAAAAAGGAGAUAGAGGUGAAGAUGGUGUCCCGGUCAGUGGGCCAAAAGGAGAGCCUGGACUUGCUGGAUUACCAGGCAGGCCUGGCCCGUCCGGUGAUAAGGGGAUUCAAGGAAACCCAGGACGUCCGGGCCCGAAGGGAGAAAGGGUGGUUUUUACAGGCAAAAACAUUGUUCAACAACAUGAAGUUUUCUCUUAUAAAAGACGUACUUCUCAAGCUCGGUUUAUUCCCGACACAGAAAUAAACUUUGAUAUCCCAUUGAUCCAAAUUGAUGAUGAUCCUAUCCUUAAUGGUAUCUUCAAUGUACAAAUAGCUGGCAUGUAUUAUAUCAGCUACCAUGUAUCCUCUAGGAAUUCCUGUCUAAAAAUUCAGGUGGGGGAGCUAGAGAAGGUCAAGUUUUGUGAUGAACCUGAUGCUAUAUCGGUGUCCUCAGGUUCUGUGGUAUUGCCACUAAACAAAGGAGACAAGGUGUCUGUACAGACUACAGAUCAUAGCCAAAUCUUUUGUAAAGACACAGACUGUAUCUUUACAGGUUUCUUACUCUUCCCAAUGUAAGAGUAAUACAAAAGAAUAGGUAACAGUUCAGUAUAGGGGGUAAUUCUCACUAUUAAGUAGUUGUUAUUAACAUGCCUAUUAUUGGUCAUUAUAUCCCUGAUCCUACCCAAUCCCUAAACCUUAUAACUAUACUUACUAACUAUUAAUAAGCCACAAAUCAAGAGUUAUUUUAAGGGAAAAAGUCAUAGUUAAUGGUUCAUGUUUUAUUUGUGAAACAUUGCUUGGGAAUUUAUAGGAAUCAGAUGUAAUGUGUUGAUUAAAGCUUAACAAAGUU